Hemicordylus capensis (graceful crag lizard) is the source of this 3365-nucleotide messenger RNA. RefSeq names its product dehydrogenase/reductase 7 (gene DHRS7). The transcript has 7 exons. Bases 384 to 1385 code for a protein of 333 amino acids. NCBI's taxonomy places the organism in Eukaryota, Metazoa, Chordata, Lepidosauria, Squamata, Cordylidae. The record is from RefSeq and is a predicted model, not a curated record. Gene Ontology annotation, molecular function: oxidoreductase activity.
UCUGCGAAGCAGAAGGAAACUGCUGCGGUGCGUUGCGUACGAGGAGGAGGAGGAGGAGGAGGAGAGAAGCCCUUGCAAGAGCCAGCCGAGGCCACGCUCCGCCCGCGUGGCUCGAGAGCAGGGGGAAAAACAGGCGCUGACUGAGUAGGGAAGCGGCAGCACCAAGUUCUCCCCUCCCAGGGGCGGCUCCUGUCCCGCUCGCCUGGUGCUAGGGGUGGCCGGCCUCCUCCGUUGGCAGAGCCAGCCGGCCACUCCCUUCUUGCUCGGAGGAGACGGCGAGGAGGGCUCUGCUGCUGCAGCCCGUGGGGCGGUCCCCUUCUUCCUCCCUCAUAAAGCCCGGCAGUUGGGCCCUUUCUCCCUCACACUUUCCCCCGCCGUCCGCCAUGGAGAUCUGCUGGCCGUGCCUCCUGGGGUGGGUCACCGCCCUUUCCCUCUUGGGCUAUCUGCUCAGACGCUGGUGGCGAGCCGACGGCGACUUAACUUUGCUGUGGGCGGAAUGGCGAGGCAAGAAGCCUGAAAAUGAAUUACCUGGGAAAGUGGUCUGGGUGACGGGAGCAUCCAGUGGUAUUGGUGAGGAACUGGCCUACCAGCUGGCCAAGAUCGGAUCACUGCUUGUGCUUUCAGCAAGAAGAGAGAAUGAACUGGAGCGAGUGAAAAAGAAGUGUCUUGAGAUCGGCAGCUUAGGUGACACAGAUAUCCUCAUUGUGCGACUUGAUUUGACGGAGAGAAGCACCCACGCAUCUGCAACCAAAACUGUUCUCCAGCAUUUUGGAAGGAUUGAUGUCUUGAUAAACAAUGGUGGACGUUCCCAGCGUUCUCUCUUUGUGGAUACAAGCGUUGAUGUCUACAAGGCUAUAAUGGAGCUCAACUACCUGGGCACCAUCUCCUUAACCAAAUACGUCCUAGAUCACAUGAUACAGAGGAAGAAGGGGAAGAUUGUCAACAUGAGCAGCGUGAUGGGCAUCAUGGGGGCACCCUUGGCAACUGGCUAUUGUGCCAGCAAACAUGCCCUGCAGGGUUUCUUUAACUCCCUUCGGCCUGAGCUUGCUGAGUAUCCUGGGAUAUGUGUUACUAACAUCUGCCCGGGGCCAGUCCAGUCACAGAUCAUACAGAAUGUCUUUACUGAAGAGGUCUCAAAGAUAAACGCAACCGUUGGCGAUCAGAGCUACAAAAUGUCAACUGACCGUUGUUGUCGGCUGACUCUGGUUAGCCUAGUCAAUGAGCUGAAGGAAGCCUGGAUCAGUGACAAUCCCUACCUGGCAGUCUGUUACCUCUGGCAGUAUAUGCCUACCUGGGCGUGGUGGCUUCUGAACCGCAUGGGAACUCGGAGAAUACAGAAUUUCAAAAGUGGACUGGAUGCCGAUAUUUCUUACUCCAAAAAGUAAGACUCCUUGAGGCAAAGCAGCUCCGUCCACAAGGCCUGCGGCAGGAUAAAGAAUCCCCCCUCUGCUUCAAGUGCAAGGCUUCCCCCUACCCCCCAAAAGUAUAUACAUUUGACAAGAAGCGAUGUAUAACCUGGCAUAAAUAUUAUGCCUGUUUUAAGCUGUUCACUCUGAAUAAAAAUGUCUGUGUGCUAUUGUAUACAAAAACAUUCUUUAUAUACUUCCUGGCCUUUCUUGGUGCUGUCUUCUGCUUUGUACGUAAUCCUAUGGCAGUCAUCCAAGUCUACACUCUUACAAGGCAUUUUCUCAAAUGCUGUCUUGUAGUUUCUUAUAGCUCAUUUACUCACAAUUCCUCUUUGAGAACACCUCAAGGUCUCAGGGCACAAAAGCUUCAGGUUAGUACUUGAGCUGAUUUUUGACAACUGCUCUACUACCUCCUGUGUGACCACCACUAAAUCACCAAAGCUGUAGGAAAUGCCUUUAUCCUCCAUGGAGAGCGCCAGACGCGUGGAAUGGUUUCAUGCCUCCAGCAUAAGAGGCUAUGCUCACGCGUUUGUUGCUGCAGCGCGGCUGUACGCCGCAGCGACUCAUGAGUUAGCCCCCCAAAAAAACCUGGGAGGACUACAUCAAGCCUCCCGGCAUCGGGGGGGCGCUCCCCAGAAUGCCCCAUGCACUUGUUCAGGUCAUUCUGGGGGCCAGGGGGCCCCUGAACCCUGGUGCCCAAACCAGCUCCAUGAUGGAGCCAGUAAUUGUCUGGGCAGCCCAAGGAGGGCUUCCUGCUUGUGUGAGGGGAGAGUGGGUCAAGUCCGCUCUCCCGAACAGCCCCAUUCAGGCUCUUUACACUGCUCGUGUGGAGAGUCUUUUUGUCUUCCUCCGACAGGAAAACCUCAGUAUUUUGUGGCCGUUCGUUCCCAGCUAGUGCCGCACAUACCGAAACCAUGAAUACUGAGGCAUUGGGGCAAUGCAAAUUGGAGGGUUAGCUUCCUAAGGGGGUGAAACUGCAAAAAAAGCAUGGGGGAAAGUGUAAGUGCCCUACCGUGCUAAAUGGGUCCCCAGCAGUCCUGCAGUGCACGUCAAGAGUCAAAAAUUGGCCCAAAAUCACAGGUGGGUGUUUUGUGUUUUUUGUGUGAAACAAGCCACAAAAUGGCUCUUCUGAAAAUGGUAGCUGGAAAUGAUUUCAGAGGCCAUUUUCUGCCACCCCCAAGUGUAAUCCCUUUUUUGCCACAUUUUUUACAGCAUACACAGAGGUUGGGAGUCCAUUACCAGACCACGAAUACACAAAUCCACAGAUGCAGGAUCCAUAAAUAUCUAUUUUUCUCCUGCACUUCUCAAUUUUGUGAGACCUGCUAAUAAGGCUUAUAAGGGGAAUAUUAAGAUAGUGACAUACUGAAAGCCAAAGCAGUGGGGAACCUUGCUUCAGAUUCCCACUCAGCCAUGAAACUGGCUACCUUUGGGGCUGGUUGUGCACUCUCUCAGCCUAACCUUCCUCACAGAGUUGUGAAGAUAAAAGGAAAAAGGGUGGCACCAUGUCUACCAGUCUGAGUUCCUGGAAGUAGAAGAUGCAUGUGGAUAAAAGAGCAGGUUAUCCAGCAAAGAGAAGCAGGAUAAUGAUACACCUGCCCCUUACUUGCAAAGCAUCUGAAUUGAUUUUCAAUUCUAGCAUUUUUUUUUAAGGGAGGACUCCCAUGGAGGAAAGCUUUGUGUCCUACAAGUAACACCGGAACUUGGGUUAGAAACCCACUCCUGGUUACGUGAAUGCUGAUCCCAUUGAGAUCACUGUCAUUUAUCGUAAGCAGAAUUAUAGCACUUUCCCCAACUUGCCAGUCUUCUUACGCUGACUGACAAACCUUUACCAAAGUACUAGCAUCCAAGUUGCUGCACUCAACAAAAACUGUUGCAUUUUCUUAUAGGCUGAACAGAUGUAUGCUAAAAUGUUCAAGUAUUCCUUUAUGACAAUGCAAAUAAAGUAUACAAUAUAACAAA